CCAACACCCAGAGUCUAAGGACAAUUGGUCUGGACCGCCCGCACGGAAGAGAGAGAGAUCGAGCGACCUGGCCGCGGCGUAACGAUGCCUGAAGAGUUUUCAAAGAUCGACAUCGAUGAGCCCGAGGACCUGGACCAUGUCGUGUCGUCCAUCGAGUCGCACGCCCGGAAGCUCGUCAAAGCCCAGCUCGAGCGAGAGGGACAGCAGGUCAAGGCCGACGAAGAGACGAGGCUAGUUUGCGAAAAGGUCAUUGAGCAGUGGGUCAAGAAUAUGCGGCAGAGAUUGGAAUCGAACCUCCUCGUCAAUGGCCUUUCGUUCAAGGAGAGCGUCGUAAGAGGAGCUGUCGAGCCGUUUGAUCAGGCGCUGGCGACGCGGGUCCAAAAGCUGUCGCAGGAUGUGGACAACAUGACCGAGGAGGCCAUUCACAUGCGCAAGGCAGUCCCAGCCCGCAGAGAGGCCCUGUUGGCUGCCAGAGCAGAGGCUCUCGAAGAGCUUAGAGGGUCAAUAGAGCGCAAGCGGCAGAAUGUCGUGGACGAAUUCGUCAAAGACCGGCAAGAGAGGGCCGACGAAGAAUUUCCACAUGCCAUCGAGCGGACCGAACAACUGCAAGAGACGGUCAAGGCAGCUGUAUCCGAUGUCGAGAAGCUGGCCACGUCUGUCCUCGAGACCUCGUCGAUGACACAACAGCAAGCCUCGUUGAUCAAGCGCCUACGAACCAUGUCUGACUAG
This is a messenger RNA of Acaromyces ingoldii, 729 nucleotides long. RefSeq lists its product as hypothetical. Gene Ontology annotation, cellular component: kinetochore. The record is from RefSeq and is a predicted model, not a curated record. The coding region runs from base 85 to 729 and encodes 214 amino acids. Lineage: Eukaryota; Fungi; Basidiomycota; Exobasidiomycetes; Exobasidiales; Cryptobasidiaceae. Gene Ontology annotation, biological process: mitotic sister chromatid segregation. The transcript has 5 exons.